Molecule: messenger RNA, 2295 nt
Organism: Linepithema humile (Argentine ant)
Lineage: Eukaryota; Metazoa; Arthropoda; Insecta; Hymenoptera; Formicidae
Gene: Vps45
Product: vacuolar protein sorting 45
Biological process (GO): intracellular protein transport; vesicle-mediated transport
Cellular component (GO): Golgi membrane
Source: RefSeq, a predicted model, not a curated record
UAUUUGAAAAUUUGCGAGUUUCAAAAUUGCUCGAUUACUUAUUGCUUGAGUAUGAAAAAGAUCGAUGUCACUUUUGUGACAUUUUGUUUGAUGUCUUUUAUUGAUUCUCUAUCUUAGUUUGUCUUUAAUUUAUGCGCGCGAUAUUUAUUAAAUUCAAUUUCUCCACAAAAAUUGUAUCAAGUUGCCUUUACGAAUUAUAGUACAGCAUGCAACAACAUAUGCAGAGAAUUUCUUUAUCGACAUUGUACUUCUUUGUAGACUUUGAAUCUAGAGUUUUACGCGUUUCUCAUACGAGGUCUCUACUGUCGUUUUACACUCUGUCGCUCCUGUAUAACCUCAAAUUAGAAAUUCUCUAUCUUUGGUGUAAAAAUUUGAUCAAAGUGUGUUGAAAAAUAUUGUUUAAUAUAUAUACAUAUAUAUAGUUAGAUAACUAUCUCUGCAGCCAAAUAAAUACAUGUUUGAUAAUCCCUUCUUACCAAUAGCUGAAGUAUUAAAGAUUAGUACAUGUUUGAUAAGAUAUGAAUUAGGCAUAACAUAUGUAUACAACAGAAUAGCAUAAGCCGAUACACUAUCUAACUUCAAAAUGAAUGUCGUCACCGCUUUGAAAUUUUAUAUCACAAAAAUGACAGAAGACAGUGGUCCUGGUAUGAAAGUUCUGCUAAUGGACAAACAAACGACAAGUAUAGUAAGCUUACUUUAUAGUCAAUCUGAGAUACUGAUGAAAGAAGUGUAUUUAUUUGAGCGAAUAGAUACUGCUGUACAUAAUGAUACUUUAAAACACUUGACCUGUAUAGUAUUCGUAAGGCCAACCAAGGAAAAUAUUGAUUUGCUUUGUAAAGAACUUAGAUAUCCAAAAUAUGGAAUAUAUUACAUUUAUUUCAGUAAUAUUAUUGCAAAAGCAGAUAUAAAGCUUUUAGCAGAAAGUGACGAACGAGAGGUGGUUAGAGAAGUACAUGAGUAUUAUGCUGAUUACUUGGCGAUUAAUCCACAUUUAUUUUCACUCGGGAUAAAUGCCUGCUCUGAAGGACUGACAUGGGAUCCAGUGCACUUACAUAGAACUGUCCAAGGAAUAACCUCUGUCUUAUUAUCGCUGAAGAAAUGUCCAUAUAUUAGAUACCAAAAUAGUUCUGACAUGGCAAAGAGAUUAGCAGAAAAGAUAAGGGAAGUGCUCAGUAAAGAAUCGAAUUCCUUUGAAUUCAGGCAGGAAUCCAAUCCUAUCCUCCUAAUAGUUGAUAGAAGGGAUGAUCCUGUCACACCUUUGUUAAAUCAAUGGACAUAUCAAGCAAUGGUACAUGAAUUGCUGACGAUCAAUAACAAUCGUGUGAAUUUAGCUCAUGUGAAAGGCAUUUCGAAAGAGCUGAAAGAAGUUGUACUUAGUGCAGAACAUGAUGACUUUUAUGCCAAUAACUUGUAUCUAAACUUUGGAGAAAUUGGACAAACAAUAAAAGAAUUGAUGGAGGAAUUUCAAAAAAAGGCAAAGAAACAUCAAAAAGUUGAGAGCAUAGCCGACAUGAAACACUUUGUAGAAACGUAUCCGCUAUUCAAGAAACUUUCUGGUACUGUGUCGAAACAUGUCACUGUAGUCGGAGAGCUUUCGUCUCUUGUCGAAAAGUAUAAUUUGUUAGAGAUAUCAGAAAUGGAGCAAGAACUGAGUUGUCAAACUGAUCAUUCUUCCCAGUUGCAAAAGAUAAAAGCACUUAUCAAUAAUCAAAAAGUACGAGACAUCGAUACCGUUCGUCUUGUCAUGCUCUACGCGUUGCAUUAUGAAAAGCACGCGAACAACGACAUAAAUGGUUUAAUAGAAUUACUUAAGAAGAGAAAUGUUUCAGACAAAUAUAUCAAGCUUGUAUAUAAUAUAUUAGAAUAUAGCGGUGUUAACGCAAGGCAGAGUAAUUUAUUCGAUCGAGAAGCAGUUGCCAAAAUAACCAAAAAAUUAUUCAAAGGAUUAAGUGGAGUAGACAAUAUAUACACGCAGCAUUGUCCUUUGAUAAAUGAAACACUAGAAGACUUAAUAAAGGGCAAAUUGAGCACACAGGCAUUUCCCUAUCUUGGUAACAUGAUAAUGUCACGAAGACCUCAGGACAUAAUUGUAUUUAUGAUCGGAGGAACAACGUACGAGGAAAGUUUGGCGGUGUAUAAUUUGAACAAACAAAAUCCAGGCAUAAAGAUUAUUCUGGGCGGCACCACCGUUCAUAAUUUUAAAAGUUUUGCGGAAGAAGUACAUCAUGCCACUAGUGGUAUUUUAAUGCGAUAUAAAAUCGGAAAAAAUUAACAUUGCUAUCGUGAUAUUGCAAA